AUGUUAUCUGAAAAAGAAUAUCAAGAUGCUGUAUGGAAAUUCAACAACAUACCAUCAAGUAUUACUAGAAAACCACGUCAACAUCUUCGUGCUAUAUUUCGAAAAAAAAUUCAUGAGCAUGAACUUGCAUCUCGUUAUCCACCAUUUGAACCAUUAAAUUAUCAACAAUUUUAUAUUAAUUAUAAAACUACCGAACAAACUUUAAUUCAUCUUAUUGAAGCAAUAAAUGAUUCAAAUUUAUUUACAUUAGAUACUGAAUCAAUUUGCAUUCCGAAAAAACCAAACAAACCAGCACUUAUACAAUUACAAAUAAUACAAAAAAAUUCAAUUUCGUAUGUUAUAUUUAUUGAACUUGGUCAUUUACCGAACAUGCAUGAACGAACAUUCAUCCUACUUCAAGAAUUAUUUUUUUCAUUAUUUUAUUCAAAUAAAAAAAUUUACAUUUGGGGUUCUAUUGAUGAACUACAAAAAUUUCUCGAUUUCAAUUUAUUCUCAUCUAGUCAAAUUUACUUGUCAAAUAAUAUUAAUUUACAAGAUAACUUUAAAAUUUUUUGGAAUCAACAUCAUCCUCAUAAAUCAACAUUAUCAUCAACUAAUGAUAACAUUUCAUGCAUAUGCGAAACAUGUUUAGGUAUUCAACCAAAUAAUCCUUGGUCAUUACAAGAUGCUGUGGCAUUACAACUAAAUCAGUGGUUAGACAAACGUCAUUCUCGAUCACCAUUCGAUAUAGGUCUUGAUCCAACAUUAGUUCAUUUGAAUUUCAAAGAACUUGCAUAUCGACAAACAAUGACAACAUACGCUGCCAAUGAUUGUUUAUCAAUGCAUCAACUUAUUAUUAACAUGAAAUUAAUCGAACAACAAGAACCAUCAAAUGAAUUAUCUACUAAACCUGAUUAUGACAUUUCAAUGUAUUCCGAUUCAUCAGACUCAAAUAAUUUAAUUAUAUCACCAAAUGAAAAUUUUAAAAUCAAUCAAUCAUCAAAUUUAAUUCAACAAAAUAAUCAUGAUGUAGAAGAAAUAUCCUCUAAUGAUGAUGAACCUGAACAACCAUAUCAACAUAUAGAUACAAAUAACCCGUCAAAUAAUGAAUUUCAACAUGAACGUACAAACAUAUCCAAUGAAGAAAAACGGAAAAUUCAUAAUCGUACAUGUACUUUAAAGCAAAGAAAAAAAUUAUAUAAAUAUGAAAUUAUAAGAAGAGGAAUCGAUCGACGAUUUACAAUUACACUAAUCAAGAAAAUUCUUCGUGAACAUUCUAUAAAUUUUGGUGCUUUAAAUAUUUCAACAUCUUCUUUAACUAAUCGUACAUCAUUAUAUAUUGGUAUAAAAAAUCCAACAUUACUAUCUAAAUACAAACGUGAAACUAGAAAUCUAUUUUCUACUGAUCAUUACAAUGAAAUUCAUUCACAACAAUGUCAAUUGAACUCAAAUAUUCAUUAUUCUCAUCAUCAUCAACAACACAAAUAA
This is a messenger RNA of Rotaria sp. Silwood2, 1467 nucleotides long. Lineage: Eukaryota; Metazoa; Rotifera; Eurotatoria; Philodinida; Philodinidae. The record is from the annotation of a GenBank genome assembly.